AUGAAGUACACCACGAUACUGGCCGCGGUGGCCACCUUUGCGAGCACCGUCAGCGCCGGUGUGACUGGCUCCGCUGAGGGCUUCGCCAAGGGCGUCACCGGUGGUGGCAGUGCCACCGAGGUCUACCCUACGACCAAUGAAGAGCUGGUCUCUUACUUGGGCGAUAGCGAGGCUCGCGUCAUUGUCCUUGAUAGAACCUUCGACUUUACCGGAACCGAGGGCACCACCACCACCAGCGGCUGUUCUCCCUGGGGAACUGCCUCCAGCUGCCAGACUGCCAUCAACUUGCACAACUGGUGCGACAACUACGAGCCCAACGCCCCCAAGGUCUCUUCCAUCACCUACGACACUGCCGGUGUUCUCGGUAUCAUCGUGAACUCCAACAAGAGUCUGGUCGGCAAGGGCAGCGCGGGCGUCAUCAAGGGCAAGGGUAUCCGCAUGGUCAGCGGCGCCAAAAACAUCAUCAUCCAGAACAUCGCCAUCACCGACAUCAACCCCCAGUACGUGUGGGGAGGGGACGCCAUCACCGUGGACGACGCCGACCUUGUCUGGAUCGAUCACGUCACGACCGCUCGCAUUGCCCGUCAGCACAUCGUGCUCGGCACCAGCGCCGACAACCGCGUCACUAUCUCCUACUCCCUGAUCGACGGUCGCUCCGACUACUCCGCCACCUGCAACGGCCAUCACUACUGGGGUAUCUAUCUCGACGGCUCCAACGACAUGGUCACCCUCAUGGGCAACUACUUCUACUACCUCAGCGGCCGCAUGCCCAAGGUCCAGGGAAACACUCUCCUCCACGCCGUGAACAACCUCUUCCACAACAUCGAAGGCCACGCCUUCGAGAUCGGCUCCGGCGGCUACGUCCUCGCUGAGGGCAACGUCUUCCAGAACGUCGACACCGUCGUCGAGACCCCCAUCUCCGGCUCCCUGUUCAGCUCCCCCGACGCCACCACCAACGCUCAGUGCAAGAGCGUCUUCGGCCGCUCCUGCCAGCUCAACGCCUUCGGCUCCUCCGGCUCCUGGAGCGGCGCUGAUACCAGCAUCAUCAGCCGCUUCUCCGGCAAGAACAUUGCCAGCGCUCGUGCUCCCACCAACAUCGAGUCUUGGACCAUGAAGAACGCUGGUGCGGGUAAUCUCUAAGCUAAUAAAAAAAAUUCGGUAAUGAGGAUGGGGGGGUACAGUUUCUAGGAAGCAACCCUCGCUCCUUCGGGUUUUCGUUCGUCUUUAUAUUCGAUGCUGCGGGAUGAUGUGG
Molecule: messenger RNA, 1252 nt
Organism: Aspergillus heteromorphus CBS 117.55
Lineage: Eukaryota; Fungi; Ascomycota; Eurotiomycetes; Eurotiales; Aspergillaceae
Product: polysaccharide lyase family 1 protein
Exons: 5
Coding region: 1-1140 (379 amino acids)
Molecular function (GO): pectate lyase activity
Source: RefSeq, a predicted model, not a curated record